UUCUGAGAGGGCCAAGCGCCCAAGCGGCACUUCUCCUCCUCCGUGUGUUUCCCUGCCAGUGCUUCCCUGCGUAACCAGAUCUCACGGCGAGUCCAAGCUAACCGCCUCCGAUAAUCCGAUCAAACCCUAGAGAAGCGAUCCGCGCGUCGGCGGCGGAGGAUCAUGGAGAGCUCGUCACCUUCGGUGCCGUUCCCGCUGCUGCAGGGGCCGGUGGAGAGCACGUAUCGCGCCUGCACCAUACCCUACCGGUUCCCCUCCGAUAACCCCCGCAAGGCCACCCCCGUCGAGAUUCAGUGGAUCGACCUCUUCCUAAAAUCCGUCCCCUCUUUCAAGCAGCGGGCGGAGAACGACCCCACAGUGCCUGAUGCCCCCGCCAAGGCCGAGAAGUUUGCCCAGAGAUACACGGAUAUGCUUGAGGAGCUAAAGAAGAACCCAGAGAGCCACGGAGGACCUCCUGAUUGCAUACAUCUUUGUAGGCUUCGUGAGCUAAUCCUUAGAGAAUUGGGGUUUAACGAUAUCUUCAAGAAGGUUAAGGAUGAGGAGAAUGCUAAGGCUAUGUCACUUUUUGAGGGAGUUGUUCAGCGGAAUGAUGAAAUAGAAGACAAUGGGAAACGAGCAGAGAACUUGAUACGUGGAAUCUUAGCAGGAAACAUAUUUGAUUUAGGAUCUGCACAGCUUGCAGAAGUUUUUGCUAAAGAUGGUAUGUCUUUCUUGGCAAGUUGCCAGAAUCUUGUAUCCCGGCCUUGGGUUAUUGAUGACCUUGAUGCGUUUAAAAACAAAUGGACCAAGAAAUCUUGGGAAAAGGCAGUUAUUUUUGUUGAUAAUUCUGGUGCUGAUAUCAUCUUGGGCAUAUUACCAUUUGCGAGGGAACUGCUCCGACGUGGCACGAAGGUGAUACUUGCUGCCAAUGACAUGCCUUCCAUUAAUGAUGUCACUUACCAAGAGCUUGUUGAGAUUAUAAACAAGCUUAAGGAUGAAAAUGGAAAGCUUGCAGGUGUCGAUGUAUCUGACCUCCUUGUUACCAACUCUGGUAACGACCUGCCUGUAAUAGAUUUAUCUAGUGUGUCACCAGAGCUAGCCUAUAUGGCAAGCGAUGCUGACUUGGUCGUCCUAGAAGGCAUGGGAAGAGGAAUCGAAACUAACCUAUAUGCACAAAUGAAAUGUGACUCGAUCAAGAUAGGGAUGGUUAAGCAUCCGGAGGUGGCACAAUUUUUAGGGGGCAGGCUCUAUGAUUGUGUCUUCAAGUUCAACGAGACCUGAAGAACAAUGAAGAGCCUGAAUGAUAUGGGCCACACUUUUUUACUAUAUUACGUGCGAUGCUGCACUGAACAUGUGCACGUCCCGUCCACAAUGAUACGGAGUAGCAAGUAAAAGAAGUUACUAUUCGCUUCUGGUAGUGUCAGGGAGAGCGAUUACAGGAUUGUCAUAGGGCCAUUAACAUUUCUUUAUCACAUGUCUGGAAACUCCCCGAUUAUGUGCUUCUUUUGGGUAACAAGAUAGAAAGCAAAUUGAGCUGUGUAAUUGAUUUAUCUAUGUCCAUUUGCUAUUUGAAUCUGCAUUUGGGGUUGCCUCACA
This is a messenger RNA of Brachypodium distachyon (stiff brome), 1575 nucleotides long. RefSeq lists its product as uncharacterized. Gene Ontology annotation, molecular function: pantothenate kinase activity; ATP binding. NCBI's taxonomy places the organism in Eukaryota, Viridiplantae, Streptophyta, Magnoliopsida, Poales, Poaceae. Gene Ontology annotation, biological process: coenzyme A biosynthetic process. The transcript has 12 exons. The coding region runs from base 163 to 1260 and encodes 365 amino acids. The record is from RefSeq and is a predicted model, not a curated record. Gene Ontology annotation, cellular component: nucleus; cytosol.